GGAAAUUAAAAAAAUAAAAAAUAAAAAAUAUAUUUUCCACCCCAACAUUCCAUUUACUUUCUCUAUACAAUUUAUCAUAUUAAUUAUUUAAAAAUAUUUAAUUAAAUUAGAAAAACCAUCUCAGCGUUACAAGGGCUAAAGAUUGGGAAGUGGAGCCAAAAAACACGCCAGACGAAAAUGGAGUUUCCUGGACCGGCUCGCUUCGUUUCUCGAACAGCCGCGAAAAUGGAGUUUUCAAUUGCACCAGACGAAGACUCCCGCCUUGAGGAAGCCCUAGAGCAUUUCGGCCACAAACACGACGAAGCCGCCGACGACAUGGCUGAAAAUUUAGUAGAUGUCCGGCAAACUGCUAUCGGCAACAUAGGUCAAAUCCAUGCGCAACUCAAUGAAGAUAAUCUCCAAAAACCCAACCAUGAAGCAACGGACACGAAGCCUUUUGAUUUCGCCAACCCAAUCGUUGAUGUGAAGGAAGAGCAACGAGAAGAAUCUGAUGAGAAAAUUUUCCCUACCGCGAUUGCAGCAGUUCCUUUAUGUGGUGCCGGCGGAGUAGCCUUGUGAUGUAAAAAUGGAAUCUAAAUAGGAGCUUGAAGCGGCUGAGAUUUUGGCCAGAGGUACGCGGAUUGUGAAAGACGAGUCUAUCGAAACAGAGAUGGUGUUGGUAAAAACAGAGCCCGAACUUACGACGACUGAAGCGCCAGUGACUUUGGAAGAGAAGCCGAGGCAGAGAUUAAUUUUUCUUUAAUAAUUGAUAUGAUAAAUUGUAUAGAGAAAGUAAAUGGAAUUUUGAGGU
Molecule: messenger RNA, 790 nt
Organism: Linum trigynum
Lineage: Eukaryota; Viridiplantae; Streptophyta; Magnoliopsida; Malpighiales; Linaceae
Source: the annotation of a GenBank genome assembly